AUGGACUCAUUCAGAAACCAGCCAAACCUGCCUAUAGACGUUUUAAAGAAACAGGUCAAAGCUAAGUGGAAUGUAGAUGCCCAUGAAGACAAUGUGGGCAGUUGUUUAAUUCUUAUGGUUGAGAGACCAAUGCCCGAGGUCCCAUGUAGGUUUCAGAGGUUAUAUGUAUCGUUCGCAGCAAUGAAGACAGGUUUCUUACAAGGGUGUAGACCUGUGAUAGGUGUAGAUGCAUGCUUCUCAAAGGGUAGGUACAAAGGCCAGUUAAUGACUGCUGUUGGGAGGGAUGCCAACAAUAGUAUGUAUCCACUGUCCAUUGUGGGCCUAGUACCAAGCCUUGAACAAGUUUGUCCCACAGCUGAGCAUCGUACAUGUGUGAGACACCUGUAUGCCAAUUUCAGAAGUGCCGGUCACAAGGGGCUAUUGCUAAAGGACUUGCUUUGGACUGCUGCAUCAUCUUAUACCCAGACAGAUUUCCAUUAUGCGAUGGAAGAGAUGAAGAAAGUAAGUGAGCCUGCUUAUGAUUACUUGGCAAAGAAUGAUCCCAGUACUUGGUGUAGGGGAUGCUUCAACACCAUGGCCAAGUCUGACCUGGUACACAACAAUUGUGUUGAGUGUUUCAACUCAUGGAUCCUGAAGUACCGUCAAUUGACAAUAAUGUCAAUGUUGGAAGGGAUUAGGAAUAAAUUAAUGAGGAGGUAUGUAAGGAAAAGGGAGUUGAUUGCUGCAAUGGAGGAUGGUAGUUUAGGGCCAAAAAUAAUGGCCAAGUUGGAGAAGGAAGAGGAUGGUGCCAGUCAUUGUUGGUGCACAUAUGCCGGCGAAGGCAUUUUUAAGGUCGAAUGUGAGGGCAAACGAGUUGCAGUCAGUGUGGAGGGCAGAACAUGUGGGUGUAGGAAAUGGGACGUCACUGGGAUACCAUGCAGUCAUGCCAUAUCAGCCAUCUUAUACCAUGGUGGCAACCCAAUAGAUUAUCUCAGUGACUAA
Molecule: messenger RNA, 981 nt
Organism: Corylus avellana
Lineage: Eukaryota; Viridiplantae; Streptophyta; Magnoliopsida; Fagales; Betulaceae
Source: RefSeq, a predicted model, not a curated record